ACGUUAGGUGAUCUUGAAACCGACUAUAGGAAACAGCAUUAAUACUAGCGUCAGAGCGUGAGGUCCCUCAUUGUAAAGUCAGGAUCUGCAAGAACUGGUGCCUUACAAGUUCUGAAGCACACAUUGAACAACGAUGGCUGACGACCUUCCCCCAGAACAGAUUGAAGUGCUAAAGAAGGCAUUCGAUGCUUUUGAUCGCGAGAAGUCUGGCAGCAUCUCUACCAACAUGGUGGAGGAGAUCCUGCGGCUGAUGGGUCAACCCUUCAACAGAAACACUCUCGAGGAGUUGAUUGAUGAAGUAGACGCGGACAAAUCUGGACGACUGGAGUUCGAAGAAUUUAUCACUUUGGCAGCAAAAUUCAUUAUUGAAGAGGAUGCGGAAGCAAUGGAGAAAGAACUUCGGGAAGCAUUCCGGCUUUAUGACAAAGAAGGCAAUGGGUACAUCCCUACUUCAUGCCUCAGAGAGAUCCUACGUGAGCUUGAUGACCAGCUGACCAGUGAUGAGCUGGACAUGAUGAUCGAAGAAAUUGAUUCUGAUGGCUCAGGAACGGUCGACUUCGAUGAAUUCAUGGAGAUGAUGACUGGCUAAGGGCAAUGAUCACCGCAUACAAACAUCAUGCCAAAAGACAUAUUUUCCAAUUUUUGUUACAAGAUGUAUUUUCUUUUACUUACAUAAUUGUGUCUAGUAUUGUCUGUAUUGAUGUGUUUGUGAAGUAUUAUGUAUGUAUCUUAUGAUAAAACAAUAAUUCCAAAUAAACAAAAUUCCAAAUGGAACCACAAGGAGGAAA
This is a messenger RNA of Cryptotermes secundus, 788 nucleotides long. RefSeq names its product troponin C, isoallergen Bla g 6.0301. Bases 134 to 589 code for a protein of 151 amino acids. The transcript is spliced from 6 exons. Gene Ontology annotation, molecular function: enzyme regulator activity; calcium ion binding. Lineage: Eukaryota; Metazoa; Arthropoda; Insecta; Blattodea; Kalotermitidae. The record is from RefSeq and is a predicted model, not a curated record.